AGCAUAGAGUUAAUACGAGCCCGACUCACGACCGAAUGAAACACAAUAUGGCUUUCAAGCUCGUGCGUAAACAUUAUUAUUUUUUUUUACCAACAGUUGGCAAGAGGCAAGAAGAGACUGUUCUCGAUUCUCAUCGGGAUACUACAAAGUAAUCGCAGCUACCUGCAAUCAUUUAUUCGGAAAGUUCGACUACUGGAAUGACGUCGACGGGGCGGGGACCGACGGCUUCACUCGAGCGUCAGAUCGUGUACCGGUAUAGGGAAAUUUUCGAAAUGCGUCUCACUUAGAGGAAGGCUAGACUCGUGUGAGUAACGCGCGCGGCUUUGUGGAAGAUCGGGGCACAGCCGGUCUUUUACCCCUGACUGCAAGGACGUAUGAGUUGAGGACAGUUGUUUUUUUCAUAUUCUAAUAAUGGAUACGUCUAAAUAGUAGUUGGCUCAAAGGUUUUGUGUGAAUUUGAAGCGAUCGACCCCGAUAUCGAAUUAUCCACAACGACAGCUUCUCUGAACUCAAAGAAAACUAGAGGACCAUUCACUUACCAGACAGCUAGUGUGAAAACCAAAACACUUCAUUGUUUUUAAAUAUCAUUGCUUCUCUACAUUGUUCCUCACAAAAGAGAUUCCAAUCGAGCCAUCCAAGCCUCGUGUUUAUUUUUCACUCUUGGACAAAUCUGCAAGAAAGAGAUUUGAUAUUCAAUUUCAGUGUUACGGCGUGUUCUGACUUGUUUUCGUGAAUAAUGUGUUCUUGAAUUUACAAUGCUGCCUUGAGAUGUAGGUUCACGGGGAAUAGCCGUUGAACAAUCCACAACUGAAAAGAAGGUUAGGCGAGGCAAGCGAACAGCGUAACAGACUGAGGAAUUAAUUUUUCCUCGUACCCCUCAAAGAAUAAAAAGUAUCCAAGACAGCUGAAGAGUACGUUUGGGAUAACAACAUCUAUUUUAAGACCGUUAUCUGAUCUCUUGUUACGGUCUCAGAUUUAAGGAACACAAGCCAUCGUUCACACAUCACUCACAAGAGAACUAAUGAGUUAACCGACUGUUCAAAGUUGUUUAUUUUUACACGCGUCCAGCGUAACGCAUAACCAUUCACAGUCAUGAUCAAAAUGCAUCUCCGCUCACAAGGAACUGCCCGCAUUAUCUGUAAAUAUCUCUGUAGCGUAGUAAUCACCACCCUUGUACUGCACAGUCAAUCACCGUCAUGUGUCGUGCACGCCCAAACUCAGACGUGUCUUCCAACAUCAGGUUGCUACCCACCAAUCCAAGACAUUCUAAAAGACCCGCUGGAUUCUUUUCCUUCCCGGACCUUGACAGUCAGCUCCACAUGCGACGAGAAUUCCGCGGGGGACGGCUCGUACCUCAGUCUAGGCGGGUCUGUCAGCACGUUCACGUGUACGAAUGCCAACGUCCAGCCAAACAACAUGUUGGACAACGAGACGACGGAAGGAACGCCCACUUACUGGCAGUCAAAGAAUAUGGUGGAGAGCAGUGGGGUAGCGCCAGAACAGCAGUCUGUCGUGUUCAACUUCACGGAUGAGUUCAUUCUCCACUUGGUGACGGUCAAGUUCGCCGCUCUCCACGUGACUUCAUCUUCAAAUUCCGCAGACGCGAGACCUGCCUCCUGGACCAUCGACACCUUCAACUCGGAGACAUCCAGCUGGACAACCAUGCGUUCGUUCGCCAAGGACUGCGCCAGUUCCUUCCCCGGGACCCCGCUCUUUGAUCCGUUCGCCAGCAACACAGACUAUCGUGCCGUGCUGUGCGUGCAGUAUAUUCCGUACGAGGACGGGGACCCGUUCUACGAUGACGACAAUUAU
Aplysia californica (California sea hare) is the source of this 1812-nucleotide messenger RNA. RefSeq lists its product as uncharacterized. NCBI's taxonomy places the organism in Eukaryota, Metazoa, Mollusca, Gastropoda, Aplysiida, Aplysiidae. The record is from RefSeq and is a predicted model, not a curated record.